Molecule: messenger RNA, 961 nt
Organism: Tachysurus fulvidraco (yellow catfish)
Lineage: Eukaryota; Metazoa; Chordata; Actinopteri; Siluriformes; Bagridae
Exons: 3
Coding region: 117-470 (117 amino acids)
Source: RefSeq, a predicted model, not a curated record
AAAGAAUGUAAGCGCACCCCUUCAUAAGCAUCCACCUUCACGUGAUAUCUCACACACACUGAUACACACACUGGGAAACACAAGCAUUCUGCUGUGAGGACUUCAUUACUUGUAACAUGUCUCUAAAUAGCUUUGUUGAUGUUGCAGUUGAUAAAGCAGCAAAAGCUGCCAAAGUAAAGGUGAAGUCCAUGCUGGGUGGAGGUGGAGCAAACACUAACCAACCAAGCAAGUCAGGAGGCAUGGGGGGCAUAGGAGGCCUUUUUCCCUCGGCAGGAGCUUCAGGUAACGAUGGCAAAGAGAAGAAAGGAGGGCUGUUUGGAGGCCUUCUCUCAACACCACAGGGCGAGACAAACCCGGGAGCAGCAGGAGGUGUACCAGGAGGUGUACCAGGAGGUGUACCAGGAGGUGUACCAGGAGGUGCAGAAACCAAGGAUUUCAACUCAGCUGUGGAUGAGCUUGCUGAUUUCUAAGAUGAAGGUCUUCAGAGAUGCUGCAAUUAUUAAAUAUCUGCUUUUCUUCUGAUCGGAGCUGGACAGAACAAACGCAACAGGAAAUGCUUAAUGUCUGUAAAGGCACGGCAAAUGAAGAAGUGAGAAUUCAGCCUAUUACAAUUAUUAUAUCUAUUAACAACUGUACACUAGCUCUACAUGUUCACAUGUGAUUCAGUGUUUGGCGGAAUUAUAUAAAUAAUGUGUUCUUAUACAUAUUUUCCAAAUUAAAAUGGGCAAAUAUGUAUGAUUACAAAAAUGUAUAAGAUGCACAUUAGAUAUAUGCAAAGCUUUGUUUGGUAAAAUUGUAAAUUUGUUGUAUUUAUAUAUUUUUGUUUUAAGUUUUAGCCUUCUGUUGCAAAGCCCCUCUCAGAGCAAUUUUCAUAAACCUACUUUUUUCUAUUUGAAUGUGUAAGUUCUACAUGGUUGUACACUACGUUGUACUCAUUUGAAUAAAGAAAGCUAUUAAUGGA